Lachancea dasiensis is the source of this 1068-nucleotide messenger RNA. The record is from the annotation of a GenBank genome assembly. NCBI's taxonomy places the organism in Eukaryota, Fungi, Ascomycota, Saccharomycetes, Saccharomycetales, Saccharomycetaceae.
AUGAUUAAACUACCGAGCAUGGGAAGCGCCCAGCGCUUUUACAGUAGCACUGUCUCGCAGGAUUUUCUCAAAAACGUACUGGAAAGAGUAAAGGAAACAGCAGCCAGAAAGCCUGCCUCACUUCAACCCAGACCCAGAUCCAAGGGCCCUAGACGCUACAGAGGUGAGCUUGAAGCCAAGGGUAAUGCGAAAAACGGUCCCAGAAGAAAUGGGACUGGAAGACAAGGCCCCGUCACCAAUGACAGUACCGUGGCAACCUCUACAGGAUCGAACAGUACGGGGUUCAAUGCCAACAAACAACGGCAUUUCAAGCGCAAAAGUGCUAGUGCCUCUCCAUCGGCUGCGGGCGAGGAGGGUACGGACUCCUCGCUGAUGGAGGCCUUGGAUUCUGCCCAAAACAAUGGGGUUCAAAACUCUCUACAAAAUCGCCAAACGACGAAAAGAAAUCGUGCACCUAGAACACCAAAGCGCAGUAUACCAGGAUUAGGACAAAAGACCACUUCUACUGAAGGAAUCAUUGCUCAAACCAAGAAAUCCCCAGUGUCGCAGCAGUACAUUUUGCAGGAGCCAACUCCUUUAGGGCUCCUCAAGUAUACCCCGAAGUUGGCCCACACCAAAUCGUCUAGGAUGAAUGCGUACGGUGUUCUUACCUUACAAGACAGUGAUUUUCCACUCAAUCGCCAUCUGAACUUGGGUGUUGUGUCGUCCAUAUCCGAUAAGAAGCCGGUCAACGUUUCGCUCAGUCCAGAGACUCCAUCUUUCGGUCACUACACGCCCGCAUCGUCUUUAAUUUGGCGUAAGGAAAAGCUAUUCACGAGCCAUAGUGUUUCUCCCAAUAAACCGUACUUCGAGAGCUCUGUGUCGGGGAAUUACACCUCUCUACCUGCGAAAGUUGAAAAAGAUUUCGAUGCCAUUGCGAAUAACAACAAUAAAAGGAAGACUAAGCUUGUUCAAAAUAGUGAGAUAGUUAGAUUGAGUCUGGAGAGGUCUAGUUUGGAUGCGGCAAGCAAAGACCUGAUUUACAAUGUUUGUUCUGGCCUUAAGCCGGUUUCCGAACUGAAAGCUUGA